Molecule: messenger RNA, 724 nt
Organism: Caenorhabditis sp. 36 PRJEB53466
Lineage: Eukaryota; Metazoa; Nematoda; Chromadorea; Rhabditida; Rhabditidae
Source: the annotation of a GenBank genome assembly
AUGUCGACGAUUCUCGCGUCGAUCGAGGCGAAAAUGAACGAGUAUUUGAAGCCGAAGAACAAGGAGGAUUGGAAGGAACACACCAUCGAACACGCGGAGACACUCUCCGGACUGCCCCGGGAACGCGUGAGUCAUCACUACCACCGCUUAGACGUUUUGCAACCCGAGAACUGAGUCUCGGUUGCAAAACGUCACAGAAAUGUGAAAAUCAAAGACGUUUCGCAAGCAGAUUAGCAAAUCUAUGCAACUCCCUUGGUAGCGCAACGUCCAAAGAGUCUUUUCGGUUGCAAAACGUCCUAGAACCGUUUAUUUGCAGCUCUUCUCGAUCUCCGUUCUGAUGCUCGGAAUCUACGUGCUCCUCGGCAAAUUUCUGCCGCUUUUCUCGCACCUCAUCUGCAUUUUGUGGCCGCUCCGGGAGAGUUAUAAGUGUCUCCGUUCGCAGCGGCCCCCUUCGGACAAUGUGCUUCUCUACUGGAUGCUCUACGCGCUCGUCUCCCUCUUCGACUACUCGGUCCUUCCCGGCUUCCCCUUCUACUAUUUUGCCAAGGUAAUGCGGUCGCCCAAUCAGUUGCCGUGAUUCUUACCUAACGCUUUCCAGACCGGUCUCUUCCUCUCGAUCACCACAAACGGCAUGGAGAAGAUGAAGGAGUGGUCGGAGCCGGCGCUCAAGUUCACCGAAUCCUGGGUCUUCAUUCAACCGGAAACUGCUACCGACAAAAAAUAA